Molecule: messenger RNA, 1414 nt
Organism: Drosophila bipectinata
Lineage: Eukaryota; Metazoa; Arthropoda; Insecta; Diptera; Drosophilidae
Product: golgin subfamily A member 7
Biological process (GO): peptidyl-L-cysteine S-palmitoylation; protein targeting to membrane
Cellular component (GO): palmitoyltransferase complex
Source: RefSeq, a predicted model, not a curated record
GAUUCUGGCGCGGUCACACUGGUGAAAACCUGAAGAUUAAGAUUGCAAACAUUUUGUCUUUUAUAUUAAUUUAAAGCCAUCUGGGAGCAACUGCAGCCAAUUUUGUGCCUUUCAAGGAUCACCGAACUCAAGCUAAUCACAGAAACCAUGUCCCAGGGCGGCGGUGGAGGUACACCAGCGGGCGGUAAUCCCACAGCGCUCCAGGGCGCUGGCGGGGGCGUGGUCUUCAGCAAGGUCUUCAUCCAGCGCGACUAUAGCGAGGGCACUUCGGUUAAGUUUCACACGCGGCUUCCCACAGAACUGGAGGGUAUGAUUGAGCGACAUGUCUUCGAAAGCACUAUCAACAGGCUGAAUGAAUUUUAUGCUGAAGCCGAGGAGGGAUCCUGCGGCACCUACUGCGAGGGCUGUAUUGGCUGCAUUACGGCAUACUUGAUCUACAUGUGCUCCGAAACGCACUAUGAAAAGACCCUUCGUAAGAUAUCGAAAUUCGUGGCUUCCCAAAACGAACGCAUUUACAAUCCCAAGGGCCUGCAAUUGAUUGAUCCCACUUUCCGAGGCCUGCGCGUUAUAGAGAUUACAAUAUUCGAUCGUCCGGGGCGAACGUGACUCCCGCUUUCUCAUUCCGCCAACGAGUUCUUCAUGUGAGAUGAUCAACCAGCCACAGUCGCAUCAAGAGGAGGAAGGAAGUUAGUAGAAUGAAGGAGGGGUCCGUUUUAGCAAUUCAGCAAUCAAGCAAAAGUCAGCGCCAUUGUGUGUGUUUCCAAAAAAAAGUUAAAAAAAAAGAAGAUUAACUAAAUACCCAGCUGUGGAAUCAGCUAAAGCUUUAUAACCUUUAAUAAUAUAUCUUGGCUUUGGGCAUGCGACUUAGUCACGGGCGUGCUGGGAGUCCGCCUCUGCUGCAGCCACAUACGAUAUAGAUAUGAUAGAUUAACCGUUAAUGAUUAGCCAAGGCAGGGUAAUGGCCAGCGUUAGUUAGUAUUUAUGCUUAGUCUUGUAAGUGAAAAGCUACCGAAACUGCAUUUUGAGCCGAAGCAUGCAUCAACAUAUACCCACAUUCGCAUAUGUUACCAUUGUUCUACUUAUCAGCCCCGAAAAGGCCAGCGAGAAUUGAUUGUUUUAUAAUUGAUUAAAUAUUGUAUACACCUUGAUUGUAGUAAUUACUAAUAAUUCGCAUGUAAAACGUUUCAUUUUCAAUGGCAUCGCAUAUGUAUGAGUACAUACGAUAAUAUAGCUUAAUCAGACAAAACAUACGCAUAACGUUUUCUACACCAGACUCUUACCGAUUAUAUCAAACAGCGCCAAAUGAACUUACACAUAAACAAGUGAAGAAUUGUUCGAUUUUACGAUAAAUCAGCAACGUUGAUUAACAUAGUUGUAUAUCUUAUAAGGAAAAUAUAUAUUGCCGUCAUAUUAA